Hippocampus comes (tiger tail seahorse) is the source of this 1942-nucleotide messenger RNA. It is a transcript of the gene glt8d1, whose product is annotated as glycosyltransferase 8 domain containing 1. Gene Ontology annotation, molecular function: glycosyltransferase activity. Gene Ontology annotation, cellular component: Golgi apparatus. Lineage: Eukaryota; Metazoa; Chordata; Actinopteri; Syngnathiformes; Syngnathidae. The coding region runs from base 245 to 1345 and encodes 366 amino acids. The record is from RefSeq and is a predicted model, not a curated record. The transcript is spliced from 9 exons.
GACAACUAUUUGUCGUGCGAUUGCAGACGUUAAGUGUUGCGUUGGCAUAUUGGUCCUCGUGAGACUGUUUUAACUUUAUAAUGAAUGUUUCAGGCUAGACUCGGGCGGAUGAAUGUGGUCAAAUUUGAAAAUGGUUUUAUUUUGCCGCGUCGUAGAAGUGCAUUAGCCUACCACUAAUUCAACAAGGGCGUCUUUGUGUGCGUAACAACAUUGAUCGUAAUUCGACGGAGUAACGGAAAAGGCGAUGAGGAAAGUUAACGUGGUGAUCCUUGUGCUACUUGCUGUGGCUUUCCUGAUCAUAAUUCAACGGAAUCUCCUGAGCCUCAGUGACUUUUUACACAAAGAAAUACCACAUACUGGGGCCAUUCUUCCCUUUGAGGCGGAAUUGUCUCGAGUUCUUGGGGUGGAUUUGGAGAGACAAGGGGAUGAGAUCCCUGUGGUCUUGACAGCUGCUGAGGAGAGGCUCGGUGCUGCCGUGGCCGCCAUGCACAGCAUCUACAAAAACACUAAAGCCAAUGUUGUCUUCACAAUUGUCACCAUGAAUGACACAGCCGAUCACCUCAAGACUUGGUUGAGUGUGCCAAGGCUAAAAAGCAUCAAAUAUAAGAUGGUUCUUUUCAAGCCCGAGCUGCUGGUUGGCAAGAUAUCAAAAAAUCCUCAGACGAUCGACGCUGCAAAACCGCUAACUUUUGCCAGAUAUUAUCUGCCGUUAUACCUACCCGAUGUGGAGAAAGCCAUCUAUUUGGAUGAUGAUAUUAUUGUGCAAGGGGAUAUUAAAGAGCUUUAUGAAUCAAGUUUAAAACCCGGACAUGCAGCUGCAUUCUCUGAUGACUGUGAUUCUGCAUCUGCUAAGGGCAUUGUUCGAGGGGCCGGAGCUCAGAAUAACUAUAUAGGUUUCCUGGACUUUAAAAAAGAGGCUAUUAAACAACUGGGCAUGAGAGCCAACACGUGCUCAUUCAACCCGGGUGUCAUCGUUGCCAACCUGACAGAGUGGAAGAACAUGAACAUCACUCAUCAACUGGAGCACUGGAUGGAGCUCAACACACAGGACGACCUGUACAGCAAGACACUGGCCGAGAGUAUCACCACCCCGCCACUUCUCAUCGUAUUUUACAAGCGUCACUCUACGCUUGACCCCAUGUGGCACGUGAGGCACCUUGGCACUACGGGCGCUGGAAACCGCUACUCGCCACAAUUUAUCAAAGCAGCUAAACUCCUUCACUGGAAUGGACACUAUAAGCCUUGGGGGAGGACGUCCGCCUUCACCCAAGUGUGGGACAGGUGGUUUAUUCCGGACCCGGUAGAAAAGUUUCAUCCUGUGCGGAGACACGCGGUGGACAAAUGAAAUUGAAAACAUGUGAAAUGUGGCAAUUUGAGCAGGUCAAGUCAACCCAACCGGCAGGAACAACAACACCUCUCAGGACUCUAAAUAUACCAGACGGAAAACUUUCCCUUCAGUAAUUCUCAAUAGUUUCAGUAACAUUGAGAAUGAUUCCAUUCUAGACUAUUGCGAAUCCCUUUGAAAUCACAACCAUCCCAUUUGAACGUUUUUUUGUUUCAUUGUUAUAAUGCAGUUUGCCACAUUUCAUAGGUAUCACUUCUAUAGUAAGCUAAAAUGCUGAGUUACCUCAAAACUUGCCGUGUAGAAGUAGUGUAUCAGUUACAGGACACAGUGCUCCAUGUUCGUUGUCAAUUAACAUGAGCGAUCUUUGCCAGUUCAUUUUCACAAGUUGUACAUAUUCCUCGUGCUACAUAAUGACUCCCAACACCUAUUGUAUGGAAAUAGUGAGUUCUCACGGCGAGAUGUUACAAUGUGGUUGUUUUCCAAGGGUGCAAUAUGCAAACCACUAAAUAACCCCUUGCAGACAUUGCUUUUAAUAUUCCGUUCCAGGCUGAUACAAAUAUAUUUUAUUUCGUCCAUUAAACGCAUUUUGUAAAAGUA